Molecule: messenger RNA, 6928 nt
Organism: Gambusia affinis (western mosquitofish)
Lineage: Eukaryota; Metazoa; Chordata; Actinopteri; Cyprinodontiformes; Poeciliidae
Gene: st8sia1
Product: ST8 alpha-N-acetyl-neuraminide alpha-2,8-sialyltransferase 1
Exons: 5
Coding region: 879-1883 (334 amino acids)
Biological process (GO): oligosaccharide metabolic process; N-glycan processing
Molecular function (GO): alpha-N-acetylneuraminate alpha-2,8-sialyltransferase activity
Source: RefSeq, a predicted model, not a curated record
UCUAAGUUUGUUCUAAUUCCCGCUCUGGGCUGAGUGAAGAAUAAAACUAAAUGUUGUUGUUCUGGGCUGCUAAGCAGAAUAGCUUAGGGGUUUGUCAAAUGGGUUUGUCAGAGAAGUGAGAGCGGUUGUGCGUGGCGUUACGAAGGAGCAGUUCGCCCGCAACGCGAAUCCAGCAACAACCUUGUUUGGGAGCUGAUGGUGAUUGAAAUAUACGGCGUUGGAGCGCAUGCUUUUACUUUGAAAGCCACAUUCUUUUUCUCCACCUCCCCAAUUUCGUCCGGCUUUACGCAGCUCCAUCCUCAAGUACUCAAGUACUUUGUCUGAUCGGAAGGGGGUUGCUCUCCUUUUGAAUGAAGGAGGACUGGCCCGAUUCAUCUGGGCCGCACACUUUUCUUCAUUUUAGGCUACAGCCGGGGCCUCAAGGAAAUCCCCGGAUUUCGUAAGAAGGAUGGCUUUUUUUAGCACUGGGGAAGCAACACGGACAGAACGGGAUGCUUCGGAACCUCGGGCUUGACGAGGGGGCCCCCCACGUCUGAUUCUUCACAAUAACCGUGGCUGGUAUGAUGGUGGUGGUGUACAUCCUGCACAGCGCCGGAUUCCCACAAACCCUCACACACUGCGCCACAGCCCCGCAACCGAGCGUGAGCCACCGGACGGACACACGCUUCUGCUUCUCCUGGAAAUCAGAGCCUCUCAUUCAAAGCCGGACUUCCAGACCGAUGCAUGGACCAAACCACCGGGUAACCGAGUAGCUUGUACCCCGGCUCACGCCCCUUCUCGGGAUGCUGCACAGGGAGCGGCUGUGAUCCGGCGAUUUUGAAAGGUUUCUGACGCGCCGCUCCUCCUGCUGCUGCUUUGACACAAUCCGGAGGGGGAAGAUGUUGGUGCGAUGCUGCCGGGUUAAGCUGUCGGUGUGGGCCGCUCUGUGCGUGCUGGUGAUCGGCUGGUUCUACGUUUUCCCUGUGUAUAGACUUCCCAGCGACAAAGAGAUUGUGGAGGAGGUGCUGGGACUGGGGGAAGCGUGGAAGAAGAACCAGACGGGGAUCGAUUUGUACAGGAAUCUGCUGACAGAAUGUUGCAAUCCGAGGUGGAUGUUUGCAGUGACGAAGGAGAACGCUCCUAUUGGCAAGGUCCUGUGGUACGAUGGAGAGUAUUACUACUCGCACACUGUCAACGACGAGACGUAUUCGGUUUUUGUGCAGACCACCCCUCUGAAGCCCCUGAAGAAGUGUGCUGUGGUGGGCAACGGCGGUAUCCUCAGGCACAGCAAGUGUGGACGGGACAUCAACCAGGCUGACUUCAUCAUGCGGUGCAACCUUCCACCACUUACAAAGGAAUAUUUGGAGGACGUGGGAAACAAAACCCACCUGGUCACUGCCAACCCAAGCAUCAUUGAGAAAAGAUUCCAAGGUCUUCUCUGGUCUAGAAAAGCUUUCUUGGAUUAUUUGAAGGCAUACGGCUCCAGCUUCGUCUACAUGCCAGCGUUCUCCAUGAAGCCCGGCACCGACCCAUCGCUCCGGGCGUACUACGCCGUCACAGACUCCUCCUCCAACCUCACCAUGCUCUUCGCCAACCCCGACUUCCUGCGCAACGUAGGCAAAUUCUGGAAAGCGCGCGGCGUUCAUGCCAAGCGCCUCUCUACGGGCCUCUUCCUGGUCAGCCUGGCCCUGGGGAUGUGCGACGAGGUGACAGUUUACGGCUUUUGGCCGUUCUCCAUCGCACUGGACGGGCAGCCCAUCAGCCACCAUUACUAUGACAACAUCCUGCCCGGUAAGUGGUUCCACGCCAUGCCGGAGGAGUUCGUCCAGCUGUGGCACCUCCACAAAAGCGGCACUCUGCGAGUUAAGGUGGGAAGCUGUCAACCUCAGAAUGAAGGGAAUUAGAGUGCCUACGGACUCACUAGUGUCAGUGAGGUUAUGGAGAGCAGGAGAAGAGAGUUGGACUGCAAAACAUCUGACGCUUGUGAGAAUAAAGGUUAUAGGGCCACGUAUUUCCUCUGGGAGGGACCCACACUGCACCCAUGAUUAUUUGUUUACCUGCUGUUCUCCAAUUUUAUUCACAUUCAUGAUGAAAGUGUCUAUUCCAUGACGCACACAGAGUUUGCAUACAGUCCCAAAACUUGCCACGCACCUGCCCUCAUCUGUGGAACAGUGUGUGUGCAUGUUUGUGUGUUUCCACGGGAAACCUCAGCUGUGAAAGAGAAAAGGGGGAUGGAUUUUCCUCUUGACUGACACAUGUGGCAGCUGAGUUUCUGUUGUAAGGAGGCAGAGGGAGCGAAGGGCCAAAGGGGAAUAAUAACAUGCACUGAAAAGGCUGCUGAAACACAACAACCAAUGGAGAGAUAAUGAUAUUGUGGUUGCUAGUGGCUUGAAAAGAAGUGGAAUUUAAUUGAGCAAGGGGUAAAAAGGGUGUGAUCUCAGUGUUUUUCCUCAAACUGCCUGAUUCCAAAUGGAGCUGUUAUACAAUGUAGAAACUGACUCAUGAAUUAAAUCCCUAGUUAAGCCAUGUUGCAUUUUAAACCUUCAAUCUAAAAGGGAAAACCUGCUGUUGUGUAUCUUGUCUUUGUUUGCCAAAUGUGUUGUGUUUUUUAAUUAAUAUUAUUAUUGCUUUUCUUUAGGUUUUAAUGUGAAUUGUUUUGUGGUACAUCAACGGGAGAGGGGAGAUAUUUUCCUGCCAAAACACAUAGGUACCUCAGCUUUCACUUCACUUUUAGCAGUGGUUACCCUUUUUUGGUGCAGCUCAGCAAAAAGCCGGCUCCCUAGUUUAAUCUAAUCCGCUUCUGUAGAGAGCCUUGCUGGAAGUUGCCCCUCUGGUAGCAGGACUGUACUUGUCAAGUGCCAAACCAGGGGAACAGUGGACUCUUUCAUACUCUCCCGCCCAGUCCUUGUGCUGCUUGUGCUCUGAAAUGAGGAGACGCUGAUAUAAAGAGGGCACCGACAGAUGAAGAGGACUCAAUGGCACAGAGCGGGCUUUCAGUCAGUGUUGCUUUUUCCCAUUCGAUGUAGGAAACCUUGGUGAAUAAAUAAUGAACCUGUUGCACUCGGUUAUUGAUCAUUUUUUGCCUCAGAGAACAGGCACAACGGAGCCUCUGUCCUGAACUCUUCUUGUGGUAUUGUGAUUUCAUUUUGCCUUCAAAAUCAAAUCAAACAGACAUUUUUGUGUAUACGUGCAAAACCUGCAUUAUUUCUUUAUUUGAUGGUGUUUGUUUGUUUUGUUUUUUGUUCUUAGUUUUUUUCUUAAAAACGUACUCUCGUAUAUGCUAUUGUGCCAUACCGGUGAUGGUGCAACAAUUGAGAGCUCUGCAUGAGGAAUGCAGGAUGUGAACCACAGUCCUCGCUGCUGGAGGUACCAAACGUCUUUGUAAGUUUAGUGCUUUAUGUUCUUAUCUGCUCCAUCUGUAAAGCUGAAUAAGGUCCAGUGCCUUUUAGAUGAAUUAGAGGAGAAUUCCUUGUGACCUUCUCACUAAUGUGACCGACGUGAUCCAGUUGGUGAUGCUUACCUGUUCAGUUUUCAGUUACUGUCGAGAAAAACGCGUUGACAUUUUUAUGAAUCGGUUAUCAUAAGCUUUUGUGGCUUUGUAAAGAGAAAUCAGUGACUUUAACAAACAUGCCGCUCUCUACAAUAAGGGGCGUUAAUCAUCAUAUUUGAAAUGUUUUCCUUUUCAUGCUCAUCUGCAUCCAAACUAAAAGUUGCCAAAAAGUGAUACUACCAAUCUUGGAGUUUGAGACAUUAGAAAAUGAGAGCUAAAUUAUAAAACUCAAAUGCAAAUUUAUUGGUAAUGUAUUAUUGGUCAGUUUUUCCAGGGACAAAAAGAAAGUCAGAAGAAAUGUUGUCUAAGAAUUAGCUUGGAGAACCCACUGACUGGCACCCUACCUCAGCAUUUAAAAGCACUCUGUGGCAAGCUCAUUCAACCAGUAAGCUGCCACAUUGGCAAAUAACUGCUGAUGAGAAAAAGGUGCUAAUUUUCAUAACUCAAAAUUAGCAACCAUUCAGGUAGAUUUAAAUUCCUUCCUGCUUCUGACUAGCAUUUUUCACAACAGAGAAAUUCUUUCUAUAAGCAAAACUCUGCUGUGAUUGUGUGAAACAUAAUAGCUGUAAUAUUAAUAAAUCACAUUAUUUAUUUAUGUUUCUUUUCAGUGUUAUUUAGCUAUUAAAAUAUAUAAGUUUUUCACACCAAAAAUUAUAUUUACCCUGAAAAGAUUUCCCUGCAGAGUACCAUCAAAGUGCAGGCUUGGUUUUAUCUAAGAAUUCUGUGUUUUUGUUUUUUUUUGUUGUUGUUGUUUUUGCUUAAGUGAAUGUUACUCUGACUAAUUGCACUGAUAGAUUUACGUUCUGUUUUCUGUCCUGCCUUGCUUGUUAGCCUGAAAUGCCAAGUUAGCAUGACCAAUGAUCAUCCGACUCACAAUAACGAGAAGAAAAUUGAGUUCUUUUUUUAAUUGAAGACUAUUCCUUUAAAAAGGACAGUGUAUAACUAAUGCUGAGCAUGUGUGUUUGACUUUCUUUUGUUUGAGGUUGCAAACCUCAUUUGCUAUGUAAAUGUAACUUUAAUGUGAAUUAUUCCAAAAGAAACAAAAAAAUCCUGAAUAGUUUUUACUGCGGUUCAAUCAACUUCUACGAUUGUAUGAGUGUUUUUUUUUAAUCUGCAUCUUUAUUUGUCGUCUUCUGCCCAGUAUUGUGAACGAAUGAUCUGUGACAGUUUAACUGUAAGUAAGCAUGAUGACUUCUUAAUGUAUAGACGCUUUUGGGCUAUCGAUUUUUAUCCUCUUUUUUUUUCUUUUUUUUUUCUUUUUUUUUUUUUACCCCAAGCUGUUGGAUAAAGUCAGCCAGAACAAGUGAAAACACCUGCCUGCCAGCUUCAUCUUUUUGUGGAAACGUGAAGUGAAAAAAUGUGACGUAAACUUUGGUCUUGUGGAAGAACGGCAAAUUAGUUUUAGUUCUGACAUAACUAAUUGAGCUUCAGUCGAAAUAAAUCACAGGUAUGCUUCUCUCGCUUCACUGUGAGCUUUGCAAUUCACAUAGCAAGAGUAGAUUUUUGAAUUAUUUAAAAAACUGAUCAAACUAGAGAUGCUGACUUUUUUAAAUGUCAUUUUGAUGUGCUAAAAAACCCUUAUGAACAACACAUGUUCAACUAUUUUAAGAAACAGUGGCAAUGCAUUGUUAUUGCUGUCUCCUGGAAUUUAGUUGCUGUGUGCCUAGUUGUGAAGAAAUCCUUAAAAACAGCUCAUAUAUUUUGAUAUAUUUGAAGCUUUAGGUGAUUGCCGUGCUGGUUGACUGUUAAAUAAUAAAACAGCUGUUGCAAACAACCAUCUCACAUUAGCAUACAGUUCUUUUUAGGACUAAUGCAAUUUUACAGAGAGGUUUUUGGACGUUUUCAAAUGUAGCUAGCUGGUAAGUCUUGGAUUAAGGUUAGUAUUUUUUUUUUUAAACGUUUCCUGUUUUAACCGCAUUCUAGUGCAUCACCAGCAGGUGGGGUUUUCCGAAGGCAAAAUCGUCUGUUUUUACUGUAAAGUUUGUGAUAUAAUCUUACUACUUAUUUGUUCUGUGGCCUAAAGGCUUUCCUUAAGACUUUGUGUAUUCAGUCUCGAGUUUUACAUUGUUUGAAGCAAAUCAGGGCGUUUCAGCUGAGUCUAAUAAUAUUGAAUAAAGUGGAUGAUGAUGGGGAUGUUUUGGGCAGGGAUUCUAAAUUGUAAUGUAUUUUAUCGGCCUCAAAGGAAUAUUUAAUCUUACUGUUACUGAUUGACGCUGGUCAAAGACGCGACUUCUGCUUGAAAAUUAGACAUUGGAUCCAGCUGAUAUGACAAGUGAGGGUUUUCUUUGUUUUUUGGGGGGGGGUUUUGGUUUCUUUGACACAAGAAUUUUUUUUACAAGUCAUCUAACCUACGAUGCAACUUGCUUCCUUAUAUUAAAAUACAUUUUAGUAACACCAGCCUGUUGCCUGCUCCAGUUCCUCCCUGAACUGAUACAAUCUGACAGAUUGACAGAUUAAUCUAUCAAUCAAAUGUAGAAAUACAUUUACAUAAGAGUUAAUACUCAUACCACCAUAAAACACCAUUAGUUUGAUGCAGUGGCUUUAAACAAAAACUCUUGUACAUAGGCCUUUCACAAAGCCAGCAUAGCUGCACAAAUUUAAUAGGUGAUGAAGGAAACUUUAAUUAAAUCUGAAAAGGUCAAACAAAGUCCUUAGCCCCUAUCCAAGAGAUUUGUAAAAUUAGGACAAGAAAAACGUUAUUUUGUAUGAGAUGAUUAGACAAUAAUCCAAAAUUAGUUUGGUCUGUUAAGAUAUUUUCACAGGAGUUUGGGAUAAGAAAAUCUUAAUGCAUCAACUUAUAUUGACGUCGUUCUGUUGAGGCUGGUUGAGACAUCACUAGCCAAGCAUCAUUGUCGCACUAUUUGUAUAACUUUUUUUUUUUAUUAUCAUUUUUAUUUUGUAUUUUUCAGUUUUGUCAAUUUCUUAACCCGCAUUUGCAUACAAGGUAUAGACUGGCAAAUUGUUCACCAUGUGGCUUAAUAGUGGCUUACUCUUUCAAUAAAUUGUAAAAUCAGGUUUGUUGUAAUUAAGCAUACAUAACCUUGCAGUUUUAGUUAUGGCGCUAUGAUAAAUUGUGCUGAAACAAUCUUGUCUGAUCAUGUCAAACGCAGUUAAGCCCAAGUGCGAUGAGUCGUUUUGUAGGGUUCAGCUUCCACUCAUGACAUCUCAAUUACAUUUUUUUUCUUAUUUAACAUGUAAAUGUUCUUUUUAUUUCCUUUGUCUUCACCUGCAGCAUUUGGAGCAACAUGAGGAAGGAGAGCCACUUUUCUAAGAUUUUUUUCCCCUUUGCACCACUUUGACUUUCACUCAUUUUGUCCAGUUUAAUGUCAGCAACCCAGCUUGAGCAUGUAAAAAUAAAACUGGAGGUUUUGUUUUAAAUUGACUGCUUACGGCUCAAAA